This is a messenger RNA of Podospora pseudopauciseta, 4810 nucleotides long. RefSeq lists its product as uncharacterized. Lineage: Eukaryota; Fungi; Ascomycota; Sordariomycetes; Sordariales; Podosporaceae. The transcript has 3 exons. The record is from RefSeq and is a predicted model, not a curated record. Gene Ontology annotation, biological process: regulation of transcription by RNA polymerase II. Gene Ontology annotation, cellular component: nucleus. The coding region runs from base 137 to 3763 and encodes 1208 amino acids. Gene Ontology annotation, molecular function: DNA-binding transcription factor activity, RNA polymerase II-specific.
CAGCGACAACAUCAUGAGCCGACACAGCAAACACCGCGACAUGCUCUAUCCUUCUCGUUAAUCCUCGAAAUAUCUGCUCCCUUCCCCUGCCGGAAUUGCAAGAGAAUACAGCAUCAGAAUUGCGAGACAAGACAGAAUGUUCACUCCCACCACCCACCACCCCAUGGCGGGGUCGUUCGCCUCUGUGGACAUCACACCAGCCAUCAGCCUCACCGGCGACCUGCCCCAAGGCUUGCCAGCAGAUAUUCUGUGUGUUGUCGGUCCAGAUCUGGCCCAUCAUCUUCUUUUCACUUUGGCGUCGGAGAAAGGCCUGCCGCAAAGGAAAAGCAUUGAUGUCACGGCUUGCGCGGAGGGCGAGCAGGGGGUUCACCAGAUCGCGAGAAAUAUCCUCCUCUUUACCCUCGCCCUUGACUCCAAAAUCACCGCUGAGCAGGCCUGGAACAUCUAUUACGAUGCCUGGCUGACCCCUUCCAACCUCACCGCCCUCCAGACCCAGGCCCAGAAGCUCUUUGACCUUGCAUCCUCCCUCGACGCCUGGUAUGCUGGCCCAUACAGCCAACUCCGCUUUUGCGAUUCUGGGACCCUCGAAUUCGUGAAAGACGUUUGGUCGAAAUACACCACAUCCGAAGCAACCGAAAAUUUCGACACCAUCCUGGAACGCUCCCAAAAACGCAAGGAAGAAACAUAUGGUGAAGAAGGGCAGGCAGUCGUCACUUCCAGCGUGAGAUCUUGCGCGCCACUGUCAGUAGGCGGGCUGGUGGAAGCGCUGACUGAGCUUACCGAGGAAAACUGGCAAGCGACCGUUAAGAAGCAGGAUGAGAAGAAACCAAACCCAGUGUUUGCUGCCGCUUUGGCAGCUAGCGAUGAGAACCAGAGACGAGUGCUGGAAUACCCCACCGAUCCACUGGUCGGCUUCCAUCUUGCCUCCGCCAACGCCCCGUUGACGCCACUGUCGCCAUAUAGAAUCGAGAAUGUGGAUAAGAAGGACAUCAAGGAUAGGAUUGUCGAGACAGCGAGGAUGCAGUGGGGUGAUUGGUUGGAGGCAUUCAGAGAGGCGGUUGGGGAGAAGAGGGCCACGGUCAGGUUUGCGGCGGCCGACUUUUUCUCAUUGUGCUGGACGUUGAAGAGAAACAAGGAUUGUGGAGAGUUAGAGGCGUGUUGGCAUAGGAGAGAGGUUAGGUUUGACAUUUUGGUCUUGGACGAGAAGGAGUAUGCAAAGGGAGAGGCGCCGAAUGAGUUUGACGUUGUUGACACGGGAGUUUUGGGGGAUGAGAAGGGGGUGUUGAAUGUGCUUGUUGCUGGGUUGGUGUUGUUGAAGAGGGUGCCUUCGUCGACGAUAUAUACGGAGUGUUGUGCGAAGGAUUAUGAGGCUAUUUUGGAGGGGUACACGUCAGCGUUUUCGGUUUUGUUGGGGGUGAGCCCGGGGGAGUAUUGGACUAACUCGACGAGUGUGGCGGUUGUGGAUGAGGUGUUGGCUACGUUCAGUGAGAGGUAUGCUGAUGACGAGAGACCGAGGGGCAUUCAAUCGAGGCUGGCGUGGAAGUGGAAUUCUUUGCAGGUUAAGGGGCAGAGGGACCAGUUGACUAUGGAAGCGAGGGAUUUGAUCAUGUUCUUUGAAGGGGUGUUUGGUAGGAUCUUCAAGGCUUAUGAGUCGAGCCAGGACAACAGCAAGAGAAGAGGGCCACAUCAUCAUUUCCACUUCAAUACUGCUGCAGCUAUCCUCAAGGUUCUCUGCGAAAGACUGUGCUUGGACUUUCGCAGGGUGUUGGAUUCAUAUGAAACGUUGCCUGCGGACUUUCGUGCCGGGACUUUGGAACCUCACAUCAAGGGAUGGGGCAUUUGCGGUGUGCCUGAACCGUCAGGGAACCCCGCAUAUACGGGGGAUUUUCUGUUUGGUGAGCUGGCUUUGAAGUUGAACAAGAAGCUUGACUCUGCGGCGAUUACGUUUACUGUGCCGGCGGAGAAGUGGAAGCCGGUAGCCCAGUGUUCCAGAGACGAAGGCAUUCCUCUGCCUCUGAAGGUCACAAUCCCGGAAGCCGGGAUCGAGUACACGAACUACCAGCUAGCGUUCGGCUCUAUCACCAAGUUCAACUCGCCUGACCAGGAUGGCGUCCCAGGCAAAGUGGAUGAAGACAAAGAAGAAUGGUCCGGGUCUUCUGAUAUAGUGGUGUCGCUAUAUGUCCCUAUGGAGAAAUUGGCGGGCUUCCAACAAUCCAAACAGAGUGUGGCGCUGUGCACUGCAGACCCUUUCUACAACCGAUUGGCGUACAAGACGGUGCUGGGCAAUCCUCAAUGCGAAAUUCACCGAGUACCCAUCGAUAGUGUACUCGUCACACAUGUACUUCCUGGGCAGUGGCUCCUCGAAAAUGAGACGGUAUCGGUUGAGUCAGCGACCAAGAAGCUUGGCGAAUCAGAGGUGACUUCGACGACUCCAUGGUUUACAGCUAAGCUGGAUGAAAAUGCUGUGGAUGCCAAGGCGGAUGUUGUCUUGCAGAUCAUCGGGCACAUCGAUAUCACCUCGGAUGAAGGGCGUAGCUUGUUGUCGGACAAGUCAGUGCCCAUCAAGAUGGAGCAAGUCUCGCCCUUCACCAUUGAAGUGGUCUUUGGCGCCCGGAAGUUGGUCUUGCCCAUGAUCUUCACAGUUCCUGUCUCCAAGGAGAAGUGUGCCCUAAGAGUGGCACGCAAGUCACACUAUGUUGAGGUGGUUUCUUCUUUGGUGAAGCCGUUGGAUGUGCCCCAACUUGACACGCACAUCCUGCCGUCGACAGCGAUUCAGCCAUCUGGGAUCCCGGCUACGCUCAACAUCCCACACCUUAACCUUGACAACCUUCCCAUUCUGUCAAUCGACGAAGAUGAGGAUGAGGAUCCCCGGAUCAAGUUUUUGACCACCCUCACCUCCCUCGUCUUCUCGGGACGUGAGCGCCGUCUCCGAGAGGAGGUCAACGCACAAGACGACAACUACACCGGUCUCGGCCCUUCCCCUCGUCUCAACUUCAAGGAGUCCCUCUUCACCAUAUUUAUGCUCUCCUCUGGUCUUCAAGGAGGACAAACAGGACUCUUUGCCAUUUCGGACCCCAAGAAUGGCGGCAUUCACAUGCUGCUCUUUGUCAACGCCAUCCGCCUUGACUGUCCCCAUGCCACGGUCGUCUUGGAUGCUGCUAUUCUUCCUUUCACAAAGGCUUUGGUUGACAGCAAGGAGCUAGAGGGCUUUUUGCUGUUGAUCAGAACUUUGGAAUGCUGCACCAUCACCGUUGAUGACGAAGAGCUCAAGAUGUGGAAGAAGGCUUUGCCUGCCUUUGUUGAGAGGUGCAGAACUUGGGAACAUAACCCCAAGACGUGUGAGUAUGUUACUGCCUCGGGGGAGAAAGGGCAAAAGACUGUUCCGUUGAGCUUGAAGGAGGGGGAGCAGGUUAUUUGCUCUUGUGGUCAGGGGAAGUUGCCUUCGGAUUUCAUCCCGCUGCCGGAGUGGGAUGAGACUGCUGCAAUGUAUUCUACUAGGGUGGCGAUCAGCCCAGUUUAUGCUUCGCAGUUGGUGGAGGAUAUCAUUGACCCGGCACUGGCGAGAGGGUUGGCGGGGGGUGGUGAGAAGAGGGUGGCGGGUUGCAGGGCGUGUGGGAAGGCGGAGGAUGAGGAGGAGGGGGUGGCGUUGAAGAAGUGUGGGAGGUGUUUGAAGGUCAGGUAUUGCAGUGGGGAGUGCCAGAAGAGGGAUUGGAGGAAGCAUCGGAUGGAGUGUGAGGAGGCUGAGGAGCAUCACCGGAAGUAGAGCAAGGUGUAAAGAACUUUAGGGGGCUAAAUGAUCAAUCGAUGGUCUAAUGUAGCCGUCUCAAGUCCCGUUCCUCCGACCCAACCAGGCUGAUUCUCCGAAUCUCGUCAACAAAUCUCGAUGAUCUUGGCCUCGUCAGCCUUCAACUCCAGCAAUUCGUCCUCGCCGUGUCCAAAUGCCCGAAUAGCAGGCCUCCCCCCGGGAAUGCACUCGAAGAACUGCACCUUUCUGCCAAUUGUGACGGCCCCAAAGCGCGCAAUGUUGGCGGCAUCAUGCAGUUGCUCAUCCACCACAUGCAACCACCCCCACGCACGAGAGACGUGAUCCUCCAGCUGAGAUCUCCAGUUCGACCAAACAGACUCUUUCAAUGAUUGCCCCUCAGUUGGAUCCAGCGGCUUCGCAUUCAACAGGACGGUCCCGAGACCACGGUUGCCAUCAAAGAGGACGCGCACUCACGAUGUCGUCGUAGAGCUCGAUGAACAGACUACGCGCCGUAUACGGAGUUACAAAUAAAGUUAGUGGUGAACUGUCUGUAAUAAUAAGCAGAUACACUUACACUCUUUAGAACUAGUCCGGAAGGCAUUUUGAUUGAAUGUCUCGGGUAUCUGUCGGCUUUGUUUGUUGGAGAGAGAAGAUUGGGUUGGAGGAGGUUGUUUGGAGAAGGGGACCAGAUGGAGAGAGAAGAGGGGAAUUGAAAAUUGAAAGGAAAGGAUGGAUGAGAAGUUCGUAGAGUGGCGGGGUAGUAGAAUAGGCGGGGAAUAAUAAGGCGGAGAAUACUAAGGCAGAGAGAGCAAGGUGGGAAGAACAAGGCAGAGAGUGAAGCCAGGGUUGGAAGGAGCUGAUCUGAUGUUAGUGUAGGGAGGGGCGGAAUCCGAUGACAGUAUUGGAAGGGGCGGAAUUUCUGGGGAGAGAUCGGAGCUUUCAUCUAAUGCCAUGACGCUACCAGAUAUUAAUGCGGCUACAGUUAGUUACCUAGAUCAGAGGAUACGGACCUGACAGUAGGGCUACACCAUAGCUUACCAUCAAUUGACCAUUUAACAUCUUAAA